Messenger RNA from Charadrius vociferus (killdeer), 3066 nucleotides. RefSeq names its product RAP1 GTPase activating protein 2 (gene RAP1GAP2). Gene Ontology annotation, biological process: activation of GTPase activity; regulation of small GTPase mediated signal transduction. Lineage: Eukaryota; Metazoa; Chordata; Aves; Charadriiformes; Charadriidae. Gene Ontology annotation, cellular component: cytoplasm; plasma membrane. The record is from RefSeq and is a predicted model, not a curated record. Gene Ontology annotation, molecular function: GTPase activator activity. The transcript has 31 exons.
AUGGCCAGAUCCUGGUGGUUGACGGUGGGAACGCGCUGCUCGGAGCUGACGGUUGGGAACGUGCUGGGGAGCGGAGUGUACGUGAGAGAAGGGCGGUUUCGGAUCGAGGAGAGGACGCUGACGGCUUUCCAGUGGCUGUACUCGCCCCACCAGCACCGCAUCGUCAGCCGGGCGGACCUGGGCUCGCCCAGCAGGAGCCCUCGUGGUUUUGACGUGGGUCUCCUGCGCCUCAGCCUGUCUCUGGGGCCCGGUGACUAUCCGAGCAUCUGGGGUUUCGCUUUAAAGUGGCGGCUGGGGCUGGUGCCCCGGUGCAAACUGCCGCCGAGUCCCGGGUUUGCCCGGCUCUCACCCUACAAACAGAGGGGAGAGCGGCGGCUGGGGCAGCGCGCGGGGCGCAAAGCUGCUGUGGGCUGUGCCGUUGGCUUCAGCAGCUGCUCCGUGGGAUGCGGAUACGCGGCGACUACUUCAGGCGCGUCGGCUUCGCCCGUCGGGGGCUCGGGGACGGGGCACGGGGGUCUGUGUGCCGCUGUGACCGCUGUGGCGAUUGCCGACGCAAACAGGGCGCAGGAGGAGAUUGUUCAGAGUGCCCCCAUUGCUGGGGUGAUCCUCCUCCCCGCCGUCUUUGAGCAAGAUUGCAGCUUAUCUCUGCCGGAGAAGCGGCCUGCCACCAUGUUCCAGAGAAAGCGCAGCGUCUCCUUCGGCGGCUACGGCUGGAUCGACAAGACGAUGCUCGCCAGCCUGAAGAUCAAGAAACAGGAGCUGCUGAACAGCGCGGAUGUGACCGUCCCAGAGCGGCCGCUGUCCCCCCCCCUCACCGCCCCACCGACCAUGAAGUCUGCGGAAUUCUUCGAAAUGCUGGAAAAAAUGCAGGCACCAAAACUUGAAGAACAGAGGACUGGAAGCCAAAAACAUAAGGAAGACUACAUCCCGUACCCCAGCAUCGACGAGAUCCUAGAGAAGGGCAGCCCGUACCCGCUGAUCAUCCUGCCCCAGUUCGGGGGAUACUGGAUCGAAGACCCGGAAAACCUCGGCACUCCCACCUCGUCCGACCGCAGCAUCUGCGAGGAGGAGGAGGAGAACCUCAGCCCCAGCACCUACGGCUACAAGCUGGAGUGCAAAGGGGAGGCCAGAGCCUACGCUUUUUUUUUCUAUUUUUAGGAUCAUUUAAAUUUUUAUUGUACAGCCAGCAGCCUGGGAAAUCUGAUCCUUUCUGUUAAGUGCGAGGAGGCAGAUGGCACGGAAUAUUUAAGGAUUAUACUCAGGUCCAAAGUGAAGACGUUGCAUGAAAGGAUCCCCCUGGCAGGAUUUAGCAAGCUCCCUAGCAUCCCCCAGAUUGCAAAGGCCUUCUGCGACGAUGCCUCCGGGCUGAAGUUUAACCCAGUUCUGUACCCCAAGGCUUCCCAGAUGAUAGUGUCUUAUGAUGAACAUGAGGUCAACAACACGUUCAAGUUUGGUGUGAUCUACCAGAAGUUCAGGCAGACCCAAGAGGAGGAGUUGUUUGGCAAUAACGAAGAGAGCACUGCCUUCAAGAACUUCUUGAGUUUUCUGGGAGACACCAUAACGCUCCAGGACUUCAAAGGUUUUCGAGGAGGUCUGGAUGUCAGCCACGGGCAGACGGGAGCAGAGUCUGUGUACACGGUGUUCAGGGACAGGGAGAUAAUGUUUCACGUCUCCACAAAGCUGCCUUUUACCGAAGGAGACACACAACAACUCCAGAGGAAGAGGCACAUCGGCAAUGACAUUGUGGCAAUUAUCUUCCAAGAGGAGAACACGCCGUUUGUCCCAGACAUGAUUGCCUCCAACUUCUUGCACGCCUACAUUGUCGUGCAGGUGGAAAACCCCGAGGCAGACAACACGGCGUACAAGGUGUCCGUGACGGCACGGGAAGAUGUCCCCUCCUUCGGGCCGCCCCUGCCGAGCCCACCGGUGUUCCAGAAGGGCCCCGAGUUCCGGGAGUUCCUGCUCACCAAGCUCAUCAACGCCGAGAACGCCUGCUGCAAGUCCGACAAGUUUGCAAAGCUGGAGGACCGGACGCGCGCCGCCUUGUUGGACAACCUUCACGAUGAGCUCCACGGGCACACGCAGACCAUGCUGGGGCUGGGGCCUGAGGAGGACAAGCUGGAGAACGGGGGUCACGGAGGCUUUCUGGAGUCUUUCAAGAGAGCCAUCCGGGUGCGCAGCCACUCCAUGGAGACGAUGGUGGGCAGCCAGAAGAAGCACCACGGCAGCGGCAUCCCGGGCAGCCUCAGCGGGGGCAUCGCGCACAACAGCAGCGAGGUGACCAAGACCACCUUCUCGCCCCCCGUACCAGCAGCUGCCGCCAAGAACCAGUCCAGGAGCCCCAUCAAGCGCCGUUCGGGGCUAUUCCCUCGCCUGCACACGGGCUCCGAGAGCCAGGCGGAGAGCAGGACAAGGUGCGACAGUGUUUCUGGAGCCCAGAAGACACCAGAUUUGGGACAUUCUUCUCAAGAGAUGAAAUCUGAAACUUCGUCCAACCCCAGUUCCCCUGAAAUAUGCCCCAACAAAGACAGGCCGUUUAUCAAGCUGAAAGAGAACGGGAGGUCAAACAUCUCCCGUUCCUCCUCGAGCACCAGCAGCUUCAGCAGCACGGCGGGGGAGAGCGAGACCCUGGAGGAGUACGAGAGCGUGGUAGGCACCCAACCGCCCCUUGGCUGCACCGGGGAAAGCCACGUCUUUUUUUCGCCGCCCGCCCGGGCCGCGCAGGCCAGGGGGCGGGGGCCCGCCGCCACCCCCGUGAUCAUGAGCAGGAGCCCCACAGAUAUAAAGAGCAGAAACUCUCCGAGGUCAAACCUGAAGUUUCGCUUCGACAAGCUCAGCCACGGCAGCUCCAGCACGAGAAUUUUUGUUUCAACAAAGGGAAAACUCUUCAACAUCCUGUGGGAAAACGCAGGCCCCGGCCGUGGGCAGCGGGGUGCCCUCACCUCCCGGCUGCCCCUCUGCACCGGGAAGAAGCUUUCCCCUUGCCGCGAUCUCUGCCCCGGCAGGGACCCAGCCGCCUUCCCACGGGAUGAGGAUUACAAGUUCUGCAAGGUGACUUCCCUGUAA